Molecule: messenger RNA, 2791 nt
Organism: Ostrea edulis (European flat oyster)
Lineage: Eukaryota; Metazoa; Mollusca; Bivalvia; Ostreida; Ostreidae
Exons: 2
Coding region: 1905-2756 (283 amino acids)
Source: RefSeq, a predicted model, not a curated record
UGCAUUUGGUUGUCAUCAAUAUUUCAAACGUUUCAUCUUUCAUAGAACAUCAGUCUGGUGUUUUUGUUCACAAGAUCUAAAUGUCAAUCACUAAUAUAACGAAUUAAUCUAAACCUCCAAAAUAUCAUCAAAUAUUUGAAGUAAUGUAAAUGCAAUGUGCACAGCAGUAUAUUUUUUCUACAAGUAAUGCAUUACAUCAAUUUACCAUUACUCUGUAAUGCAAAAAAUGGCCCAUUACACAUCACACCUCCAUUACACUGAAAUUGGCACUUUUUCUUACGGAGUGGAUGGGAGUUAUUUUUUCACUGGGGAAAUUCUAUGCUGGACCCAAUUUUACGGGCACAAGUCUAAACGGGACCCGAUUUUCCGGGCUGGGGGGGGGGGGGUCUAUAACGUAACGUAAAUCAUACGACACUGGUCCUAAUUCACGUAAAUUCUGCGCAACAAAGAGAAAAGAGAAUUAUGGGAAAAUAGAAUUUCACGAGUGUAAACAUAUUGCCAAGACCAUGCCCAGUCUUGAUGUCAAUGGUAUCGUUUUUAUUGCUUUUUUUUUUUUUUUUUACCAAUGGUCAUCUAAGAUGUCUUUAUCGCCGCAUCCAAAACACUUCAUUCGUGUCCUCAACCUUGAUACAGGUUCUACUGUUGUGCUAGAACAACCUCAACACAAUACAAUUUAGAUCAGAAGCAUAAAUUUAAGAGACCAUCAAUUUUGCUUCAACCUUUAAGCAUAGCAGAGUUAUCUUUCUUUGAUUUUAUUACAAUCACACAAUGAUUUCUAUAUAUUACAGGCAAUACCGUGGAAUCAUUUCAAUUCGUGGGAGCCAAUGUUCGUGGGUAAGCAAAAUUUUGCUGGUUCGUGGGGACGUAAUUUCGUAAACGAUACGAUGUCACUAGGAGAGAUAACUCUACUUGGUUUUAAAAAAUGUUCGAGGACACAUAAAUUCGUGGGUGACCCACAAAAUCCACGAAUAUUAAUCCCCCACGAACAAUGAGGAUUCCACAGUGUACACAGUGAUAUGAUAUGCGACAGUGCACGACCGUAUAUGCGACAGUGCACGACAGUAUAUGCGACAGUGAACGACUGUAGACAAUGUAUUCAUAUUCCUGGGUACUAAUGACAGCCUUUAUUUUUUUUUCACAAGAAGUGUCUUGAACCAUGAAACCGGAAUUUGGAAACCACCUCCUUUUAUGUUCAGUUUUUGCCUACAGCAUUAACACUAAAGACAACUUGUUUUCCCCGUUUCGUAUAUUCACUGUCAGCAUUCGUGUUCUCUGUUAAUAUUUUUUUUGUUUUAUUUUAUUAGAAUUUAAACUAAUAAAUUAUCGAAUAAAGUAUGACUACCAUCGCACUUUUUAAGAUGCGAGACAUAUAUAAAUAGAAUCAUCUAUCAACCUCAGAAAAUUGCAAUUUUACUUCAACAGCAUUAUCAAAAUUUCAGAAACAACUGGUUAAAACGCACGAUAUAAUAGUAUUCAUAAUAGUUUCAUGAAACUGUUUCUUUACAAAACUAUUCAAAGUUUCUGUAACAAAUAAAGAAAACCCAUCGCAUAAUGAACUUGAUCACGUAUUCAAUGAAAAUACAGUUAUCGCCCUUAGAUUCAAUAUUUUGAAACAUAUAUUAAUUGAUUAUUCAUAAAAUAUCAUUUAAACUUUUGAAAUAUUUUAUGUUUAACAAAGUGGUUUUUUUUUUAUAUACAAUAACCACUGUAAAUGACUUCAACAAAAUUUAUGGUAAUACCAUGCAUAAAUCUAAAUGAAUAAUUGAUUUUACAAAUCUUAUGACGUCACAGGAGGGAACUAUUUCAUGCAAGGAUUCUAACACAACACUGUGACAUCAUAGACUGUCACAAAAUAGUGCACAAGAUGUCAAGGAUUCCUGUAUUUCCUUUGGUAUUCAAAAUGUAUGAACGGUAAAAGAAGACUCCUUGAUGACGAUGGCAUCAGUGGUAAAGUUUUAACUUGUGAGAACGGCAUUUGGUACGUUGAGGAUGACAUCUGUCAGAGACGUGAGGAUUUCGUGCGCGCGCAGCUGAAUUGGGAAGAGUCCCCGGCAAUUUUUGUGUACCCUACUUCCAUAGACAAAUGGGUUUCCGGAAGAAUAAUACGGGAAGGCAAAUGGGAAGAACAGCAUAUACAGAGAAUUCAUAAAAUUCUCAAAUCAGACCCCUCAUUGAUAUUUCUCGACAUUGGAGCAAAUGUUGGAGCAUUUUCCCUGACAAUGGCAGAGCUUGGGAAUCGGGUAAUUGCAAUAGAUGCUUUAGGUGACAAUGUUGCACGACUUUGUGCCUCAAUGAAGAUUAAUCAGUUGCAGAACAGAAUGUCAAUUAUUCAUAAUGCACUGUCAUUCAAACAAGAAAAAGUUUCUCUGGGAAAAUUUCAUCUCAAUGUCGGGGGAACAUUUGUGAAACGAAUGGGCGUGUCUGCAAAUGAUGACGUAAUAGUAAUCGACGCCAUUUUAUUGGACGACCUUCUAGAUAUUUACGAAUUUGAAGGACAUGUCAUAAUCAAGAUGGACGUAGAAUCUUUCGAAGCAAAUGUUCUGAAAGGUGCAUCAGAAUUCUUUCAUCGUGUUCGUGUAGAUUGUGUUUUAAUGGAGUUUAUGGCACACAAGGGCAAAGAGAGUGGCGAUUUCAUUGUGGAGUUCCUAAAGCAGUUUGGUUUGGAAUCGGAAUUCACUAACAGUAAUCAUAGUUCUUGGCCGAUGGACGUUAUGUUUACCAGAAGAGUAAAAAAAAACAAACAAGGAAGUCCUUAACAGACUUCAGGAUGAAUAAACAGUUAGAAAAUUAA